Molecule: messenger RNA, 779 nt
Organism: Paramacrobiotus metropolitanus
Lineage: Eukaryota; Metazoa; Tardigrada; Eutardigrada; Parachela; Macrobiotidae
Product: atrial natriuretic peptide receptor 2-like
Exons: 7
Coding region: 89-736 (215 amino acids)
Biological process (GO): receptor guanylyl cyclase signaling pathway; intracellular signal transduction; cGMP biosynthetic process
Molecular function (GO): guanylate cyclase activity; peptide receptor activity
Source: RefSeq, a predicted model, not a curated record
GUUAUAAGCCGGUUGGAUCAGUACUCUGGUCAUUUAGAGGAUCUGGUAAAAGUCAUUUAGAGGAUCUGGUCAAAGUGCGCGUCAGCUAAUGGACGAGCAGAGUAAAGUGGACUCGUUACUGCGGGAAAUGUUGCCAGAGUCGGUAGUCAAUCAUUUACGCAACAAGCGCACUGUGACGGCGGAACACUUUGACUGUGUGACCUUGUUGUUCAGCGAUAUUCCCCAGUUUGGACCGAUUGUCGGUCAGUGUGCCCUGCUGCAGACUAUCGCUCUGCUGAAUAUCCUGUACACCGUCUUUGACUCCAUUCUGCCGCGAUUCGACGUCUACAAAGUAGAGACCAUCGGCGACUCAUAUCUAUUAGCCAGCGGCUUGCCAACACGUAACGGGAGUCGGCAUGCCGGUGAAAUAGCGCGGAUGACGCUGUCGAUGCUGCAAGCCUCGGAGAGCAUACAUUCGCCAAUCGAUCCGGCAGAACGCCUGCGACUGCGUGUUGGCAUACACUCUGGUCACUGUGCAGCCGGCGUUGUGGGGUUAAAAAUGCCGCGGUACUGCUUGUUCGGAGACACAAUUAAUACGGCUAGUCGAAUGGAAACGCAUGGUGCCGCUUCAAGAAUCCAUGUUAGCGGAACUACCAAGCACUUGUUGGACCAGAUUGGCGGUUUUAAAACAGAAACAAGGGGGACUAUUUUCAUCAAGGGAAAGGGAGAAAUGGUGACCUUUUGGCUAUUGCAUUAAUUACAUUUUCGUUCGUGCUGAUAGGGGAAAAGCAAAAGCAAGA